This is a messenger RNA of Macrobrachium nipponense, 3942 nucleotides long. Its product is annotated as protein gustavus-like. Bases 586 to 2742 code for a protein of 718 amino acids. NCBI's taxonomy places the organism in Eukaryota, Metazoa, Arthropoda, Malacostraca, Decapoda, Palaemonidae. Gene Ontology annotation, molecular function: protein binding. The transcript is spliced from 6 exons. Gene Ontology annotation, cellular component: SCF ubiquitin ligase complex. Gene Ontology annotation, biological process: proteasome-mediated ubiquitin-dependent protein catabolic process. The record is from RefSeq and is a predicted model, not a curated record.
ACCCACGUGCCAGCUGUAUGCCCAAGUCAGUUCUUAGUCGGUGCCAGAGAAAGCAUCACCGAACCCUCGCUCUGUCCGUCCCUCUCUCUUCUCUUCUCUUCUCUUCUCUUGCCGAGUAUCUUCGUAUCCACCGAGGCACAUUCUCUCGUCACAAACUGUACGCCCGGAGGAGUGUCCGUCCACUUUUUAGUUUCUAUUUGGAAUUACAUUAGAAUCGUAACAUACAAACUCGGAAAAUAAGUGCAACGAUCUAAAGGAAACUGAACCACUUCUAUUGGACUCGGAACGUUAAACUGUUCAUAGCGUGAACAGUAGCAGCAUGCCUUGUAAAGGAGGCUGCAAGUGAAGGAAAUGUCAUAGAGUCUACGCUGACGAACUCGGUAUUGCAACUGCUGAUGUUAUUUGGAAGGACCUGUGCGUUGUUGCCCUUGCAAUUGUGAUUCUCGUUGCAUAUGAAUACUUGAAACGUUUUCAUUAUUCUGAUAACACCGAGGCUAAUGUUCAGACAUUUUUGGACAGUCAACGAAGAGUUCGUUAAUAUUUGAGUGGAGGUUACUCUCACAAGUUAUUUUUCAGUACUUCAGAAUGGUGAACUCUGUGCGUGAGUGUUGUUGUCGGUGCGGGAUGGGGGACUGUGAUGGCGGGGACGGGGGAGGAGGAGGAGGAGUGUGUCUUACUUCCCCAAACGACAGAGGUAGGAGAGGAGGAGGUCUAAGUGUAUCUGGUGUUCAGUUUGCUGUUCACUCCCAAGACAAUCGGGCGUCGUCGCCUGUCACCGCAGCUCUCCUGAACAGUCAUUCGUGUACGAACAAUUCCCACCCGGACAUCUACACGAAAUUGCAAGACCAGGAGACGGACAGCCUCAGCCUCGAUCACUUGCAGCAACGUUGCAGUGGAGGGAAAGUCGUAGGAAAGGGUGCGGUGGGGGAGGGGGAGGAGGAGGAGAAGGACCAGCGAAAUGCGAACAGUGAUGAGAAUGGUGAUUGUGAAAGAUCUUUAAGUGGUGUUGUGAGUUGCGAUGGCGCUGGCAGCAAUCGCAGCAGCAGAGGUGGUGAUUCACAUUUCUCGUCCCCGUCGGUUGUAGUUCGAGGUGGCGGCGUUAUUAGUAGUGGCUCGACUCUUCUUCGGAGGCACAGUGCUGAGGAGGAGGAGAACACGAAUGCAAGUAGCGCUGGUGUGGGUGUGCUAGGUCGCCACGUGUGGUCCCACCAAAGUAUUGUUGGAUCCUUGUCUCGUGAAGGAUUGUUUCCCACGCCCAACGAACACCACCCGGCCCUUGUCAGGCCCCUCGUUGCCCUCGGAGAUCUCUCUGCUACCCACCCGGAGCUUCCGACGCGACUUCAUCAUUUGGUGGCUCUGCUGACAGCCAACCCCAGUGCCUGUUGCCGCAGUCAUACCAACAGCAGUAGACCAUCUGGUGCAGGUGUUCCUCCUCCUCCUAACAACGGCCGAUCGGGAGGCGGUGGUUCUCUGAGUGCUUCGGACGCUGCCUUACUCUCAGCUCUGGCACGACUGCCACUGCCGCAGGCAGGUGUACCGGUCACUUUGCGGCAGCCCUUACCUCAACCUACUGCUGCUGCUGCGAGUGGGGCAUCCAGUUCUACUGUAGGUGGUGCUUCUGGUCCUGCGUCUUCCUCCGUAGCCUCCACCCCAGAUAGUGUUAUCACUCCCAGGUGGCCUUCGGUAUCGUCUCUCGCCACAAACGCCGAGUACGACCCGACCCCCGCAAACUCCUUCCCUUCGAGGGCGUCGUCUUUCACCUCCUUUGUGUCUUCGUUGCCUGACGACGAAGCCUCUCAGGAACCCGCUACUGACGAAGAGGAUCAGGUAGUACCUGAAGAGAGUAGCACCAUGGCGGCCGCUGACCUGGUAGCCCCACAUCCUCAGUACGAACACCACGCCUAUCACAUAUAUUAUGGUGGUAUGAAGUCGGUGGGUCGGGGCGAGGGUGGAUCCCUACAGCCCCGCCUGACCCGGGAAUUGGCAAUGUCCCCGGAUUACACCCGCCCCAAACGGUUAGACCUCCUCCUCGACAUGCCGCCCGUCCCGCGAGAGGCCUCACUCAAGCACGCAUGGAAUGCAGAAGACAGAUCACUCAAUAUUUUUGUCAAGGAGGAUGACAAAAUGACGUUCCAUCGACACCCUGUUGCCCAGAGCACAGAUUGUAUAAGAGGAAAAGUUGGUUAUACAAGAGGUCUACAUUUAUGGGAAAUACACUGGUCUACUCGGCAACGGGGUACACACGCCGUUGUAGGAGUUGCUACUGAUGAAGCACCUUUACAUUCUCAAGGAUACCAGAGUUUGGUAGGCAGCAAUGAUCAGUCAUGGGGCUGGGACCUAGGCCGUAAUAAGUUGUAUCACAAUGCCAAGCAAGGCAACUCGGGCAUUACUUAUCCUUCAUUAUUAAACAACGAUGAGACCUUUGUUGUUCCAGAUAAAUUUUAUGUUGUCUUAGAUAUGGACGAGGGAACGUUGGCAUUUGUUGUAGAGGGUCAGUAUUUGGGAGUAGCGUUUCGUGGCCUGAAAGGCAAGAAGCUUUUUCCUAUAGUUUCAGCUGUAUGGGGCCACUGUGAAAUUACCAUCAGAUACAUAGGUGGACUAGAUCCGGAACCUCUACCUUUGAUGGAUUUAUGUCGGCGAGUGAUACGACAGGCUGUUGGUAAACAAAGGUUGACUCGUUUAGGGGAGCUAAAUUUACCUCAGUCUGUCACUCAGUACCUGCUGUACCACGAUCGUAGGUGAUAGUCGGAGGAGACUGCUGGCCAGCUCUCGUAGCCCCCUCCAUCACUAGCCACCAGGCCCCCCCACUCCAGCACCUCCCAGGGUAUAAGGUCAGGGACCCACUCUUAUAGCAAGUAGAGUGAUGGCAGCCUCCUGGGAAAUUGCGUCUCUGCAACAUCAUCAACAUCAGUUCUUUGAUAAUCAAAGCAUCCUGUUUAAAAGUAGGAUGUUUUAACUGUGCCAUGAGAGGCAUGUUUAGUUUGUUAGCAUAUUUUUAUGCUACAUUUUUUUCUUAAUGUAGGCAAUUUUUUAGACGACCGAAACCACCGGUUCGUGCAACAUACUGCAGGUAGACGCAGUCAAGUGCAUAUGCGGGACUUUAGAUGUACGUUUGUGUCUGUGUGUGUUAGUGGCAAUGUGAUAGACCAGGUCAGAUUGGUAUGCUGCCCCCACAGCCACCCCACCCUACUCAGGUACCCGUCCUGCCAGCAAAACUGGCAGAGGAAGGGAGGAGUUUAUUUGUUGGUUUUUAUGCUUGAACACUGACAAGAAAGGACUUUGGAACUUUUGAUGCAGAAACUGAGCAGCAAGUGCAAUUUGUGAUGAAAGUGAAGUGACUAUUUCAUUUAAAACUAGAAUAUGGAAUUUUGACGUAACUUUUUAUUGUGAAGUGUGGUGGGUAGUGUCCAUCUGACCAGUGAGCUGACUGGUGAAGUGUUCAUUGCAGGCCAACCUUGCAUAUCUCCUCACCGCCUUUCGCAUUUGUUCUGGAGACAUUUAGUGUAAGGCCGAGUGAGAAUUCGACAGGACCUUGUACUGUAACCGAGCUCGGUGGUUUGUGGGUGCAGGGGAGGUUCUUGUAUUGCCCCUAGUCCUUACUCUAAAUCUCUGGCACUGUCAUGGAUGCUUCACUAUUUUUAUGUCUUUUUUACAUGAUUAUUUAAUGUAAAAAAAAAAAUGAGUCCAUUAUCAAUAUGAAAUGGUCAUGUAGGGGCUCCGUAGUUCCAUCGUGACCCAGUCUUAGUUGCUGAUUGUCAAUCACCCUGAGUUCCCUCAUAUAAUGUAUGCUUAAGUAUUUUUUUAAGUGCCAUUUGCAGUAAGACCUCUGUCAAGAGCUCAACCAAGCAGAAUGACAUGGCAUGAAGAUCUACAGUGUGUAAUACUGCAACAUCUCACUAGUAAGCAUCAAUCUUUGUACAAAAAUAUUAAAUAUUAAUACAG